AUGGGUAAACUAGGAGACACAGAUCUAAAGCACACCAGGAAAACAAAAACAAGAGCAUCUACAGAGAAACAUCGACUGACACUGAACAAGGAAAACAUACGGCACAGCUACAGAGAGGUUGGAAUCUUAUUACUGUACCUGGCAGUGGGUGUAUCAGUGUUCUCCGGAAUGGCUUACACUGCAGAAUAUGAGGAAGAUGUUGGUUUGGACACAAUCCCAGCCUGCUGGUGGUGGGGGACAGUUAGUAUGACAACAGUGGGAUAUGGAGAUGUGGUGCCAGUGACAGUGGCAGGAAAGCUGGCAGCAUCUGGCUGCAUUCUGGGCGGCACAUUAGUUGUGGCACUACCCAUCACCAUCAUUUUCAACAAGUUUUCACAUUUUUACCGCAAACAAAAAGCUCUUGAGGCAUCAGUGAGAAACAACAACAACAAGACGCUUAUAAUGAGACAACAGAGAAACAGUGGAGACACUGAAAUACAUGGGCAUAACCACUGUUUGGAGGAUGGAGAAAAGGAUGAAGAUGUGACUUAUGAGAGAGGAGUUGUCAACUAUUGCUACGAAGACCAUCCACUGACAUAUACAGUCUGAUGUGUCCACUAUGCAAGAGAAGUAAUUAGUGUUUAAGUCAAAGAUAUUAUACCAAUAUUAAACAUCAUAUUCUGACUUAAAAUACAGAUGGGUGACAAAUUAAAGGAAAAUCUGGGGGAUCCGUUGGCUCUGUUAUGCUGUGGGGGGCAUUUUGAUGACAUGAUCUUUGAGGGAAGGGUCACAGCAAAUCAAUACAAAGGGUUUUUCUCAGUCAGAAUGCUGCAUCUUAGUGAGGUUGCAUCCUUCCUAGACCAUGCAGUCCUUCUGAGGCUUUUAGGCUAGAAUGAGACAGACUAGUAAGUCUGCAUGGCUGUGCCAUAAAGGUUUCUGCCGCCGCAUUCACAGCAUGAAAAUGCUAUUAAAUUGAAUUUGGGUAAAAUAUUUUAUGCUAAAAAUCUUUAUAUUAUCUGACUUUUUUUUUUAUUUUUUAAAUACUUUAUUUAUUAGAUUUUUCCUUUAACAUAUCAAAACCAUACAUCACACAUAAACCAACACACAUUCACUCACAUCUCACAUAUAACUAUCCAGCAAAUAGUUACACAACAGUAAAAAAAAACACAAAAAAGAAAAUACACGGAGAAAACAACAGUAGACUAUAUGUAUAAAACAAAAGUGGGGGGCAUUAGUCCAAUAAACACCUCAAGUAUGAAUUCUCUUCUUAGCUCAAUUAACCAUUUAUCUCAAUAGAUCAAUUCAACCACUUCCUGUAGAACCAAU
Molecule: messenger RNA, 1305 nt
Organism: Ctenopharyngodon idella (grass carp)
Lineage: Eukaryota; Metazoa; Chordata; Actinopteri; Cypriniformes; Xenocyprididae
Product: potassium voltage-gated channel subfamily S member 1
Exons: 2
Coding region: 1-588 (195 amino acids)
Biological process (GO): regulation of delayed rectifier potassium channel activity; potassium ion transmembrane transport
Cellular component (GO): voltage-gated potassium channel complex; membrane
Molecular function (GO): delayed rectifier potassium channel activity
Source: RefSeq, a predicted model, not a curated record